Molecule: messenger RNA, 1872 nt
Organism: Eurypyga helias (sunbittern)
Lineage: Eukaryota; Metazoa; Chordata; Aves; Eurypygiformes; Eurypygidae
Gene: LRRC4
Product: leucine rich repeat containing 4
Exons: 1
Biological process (GO): synaptic membrane adhesion; postsynaptic density protein 95 clustering; modulation of chemical synaptic transmission
Cellular component (GO): postsynaptic density membrane; glutamatergic synapse; plasma membrane
Molecular function (GO): protein binding
Source: RefSeq, a predicted model, not a curated record
CUGACCGUCCACGCGUGGGUCCUCCACGCCACCGCCGCCUCCCCCGGAGCCCCCAGCUGCCCCUCCGUCUGCUCCUGUAGCAACCAGUUCAGCAAGGUGGUGUGUACGCGGCGCGGCCUGGCCGAGGUCCCCCCCGGGAUCCCCUCCAACACCCGGUAUCUCAAUCUCAUGGAGAACAACAUCCAGAUGGUCCAAGCGGAUACCUUCCGGCACCUACACCACCUGGAGGUCUUGCAGUUGGGUCGGAACGCCAUCCGGCAAAUCGAGGUAGGGGCGUUCAACGGGUUGGCCAGCCUCAACACCUUGGAGCUCUUCGACAACUGGUUGACGGUUAUUCCCAGCGGGGCCUUCGAGUACCUCUCCAAACUGCGGGAAUUGUGGUUGAGGAACAACCCCAUCGAGAGCAUCCCGUCCUACGCCUUCAACCGCGUGCCCUCCCUCAUGCGCCUGGAUCUGGGCGAGCUGAAAAAGCUGGAAUACAUCUCCGAGGGAGCGUUCGAGGGGUUGUACAACCUCAAGUACCUCAACCUGGGGAUGUGCAACAUCAAGGAGAUGCCCAACCUGACGCCCUUGGUGGGGCUGGAGGAGCUGGAGAUGUCGGGCAACAACUUCCCCGAGAUCAAACCGGGCUCCUUCCACGGCCUCAAAUCCCUCAAAAAACUCUGGAUUAUGAACUCGCAGAUCAACGUCAUCGAGCGGAACGCCUUCGACGACUUGACGGCGCUGGUGGAGCUCAACCUGGCCCACAACAACCUCUCCUCCUUGCCCCACGACCUCUUCGCCCCGUUGCGGUACUUGGUGGAACUCCACCUCCACCACAACCCCUGGGACUGCGACUGCGACAUCCUCUGGUUGUCGUGGUGGUUGCGGGAAUACAUUCCCACCAACUCGACCUGCUGCGGGCGCUGCCAUGCCCCCCUGCACAUGCGGGGUCGCUUUUUGGUGGAGGUGGACCAGACCUCCUUCCAGUGCUCGGCGCCCUUCAUCAUGGACGCUCCCGCGGACCUCAACAUCUCCGAGGGGCGGGUGGCCGAGCUCAAGUGUCGGACUCCAUCCAUGUCUUCCGUUCGGUGGUUGCUGCCUAACGGGACGGUGCUGAGCCACGCGUCCAACCACCCGCGCCUCUCCGUCCUCAACGACGGCACCUUGAACUUCUCCCACGUCCUGCUGACGGACACCGGGGUGUACACCUGCAUGGUGACCAACGUGGCGGGUAAUUCCAACGCCUCGGCCUACCUCAACGUGAGCACGGCCGAGCUCAACACCUCCAACUACAGCUUCUUCACCACCGUCACGGUGGAGACCACCGAGAUCUCCCCGGAGGACAUCUCCCCCAAGUUCACCAAGCCCGUACCCACCACGGCGACGGGCUACCAACCGGCCUACACCACCACCACCACCGUUUUGGUCCAAACCACCCGGACGCCCAAACAGGUGCCGGUACCCACCGCCGACACCGGCGGCGACAAGACGCAAACCAGCCUGGACGAGGUGAUGAAGACCACCAAGAUCAUCAUCGGUUGUUUCGUGGCGGUGACGCUCUUGGCCGCCGCCAUGCUCAUCGUCUUCUACAAACUCCGCAAGCGGCACCAACAACGCAGCACCGUCACCGCCGCCCGCACCGUGGAGAUUAUCCAGGUGGAUGAGGACAUCCCGGCACCCGGCACCGGCGCCGGAGCAGGUGAGGGGGCCGUCGUGUUGCCCGCCGUUCGCGACCACGUCAACUACAACACCUACAAACCGGCGCACGGGGCCCACUGGACAGAGAACAGUUUGGCCAACUCCCUGCACCCCCCCCCGGGCACCACCCUCUCCGAAUCCUACGUCAUCCAGACCCACACCAAGGAAAAAGUCCAGGAAACCCAAAUAUGA